AUGGAUGUGUCGGAGGCACCGGGCACGGAUGAGUCUGCGCCGGAGGCAGCAGGGCAGCCGACGACGAGAGUGAGGCACAACCAGCCAAAAAAUCGAGUCGCGGUGGGGGGCGGGGUGGGUGUGGACGCGGUGGCGGGCGCGGUGGUGGACGAGGCGGUGGACGCGGUCAUCUCGUCGAGGCAGCGGUGGCGGUGGUGGAGGCACCGGCGAAAACAACGGUGGAGGCACCGGAGAAAACAACGGUGGAGGCAUCGUAGGAAGGAGUCAUGGGCGACAAAGGUGGAGACAUCGGUGGCGGCAGCGGCGGAGACUAUGGCGGAGACAUCGGCGACGGAGGCAUUGACAGAGACUUUGAUGGAGAGUUCGGGGGAGCCUUCGGCGGAGAGUUCAGUGGAGACAUCGGUGGAGGCAUCGGUGGAGAUAUCGAGAGCAGCGGUGGAGGCAGUGGUGGGCAUGGCGCCGACAACCCCCCCCGAAAAGCAAGACAGGGGGGCGCCAAGAUCAUGUAUUCCACCGAAAUUACAGUGGAAUCAUCUCGCUUCAGCUCAAGGCCAAGUUGCUGACCGGGGCUUGUGUGAUGCAUCUGCGCCCAACAGUCUAAAGCUCAAUGACAAGGUGGGCUUCAAGCGUUCCGAGCUUCCCGGUCUGAAGUACUACUUCGACAAAAACUACAUGUUCAACCCGGCGAGCAUCGAGGUGGUCGUCGGAUCGACACGGGUCAAAAUCGACGGCAGAAUUUUCGUGGUCGAAUCGUUCGAUCACGGCAAGUACAACCUGGCCGGUCACAAACCAAUCACCCAAUGGGAGCUCCUGCAAAACCGGCGGGGCGAGGGGGCGACACUCGACGACGAGCUUCGGCGGUUCAUCAUUCAGCAAGCGGACGACUACGUCGUUAUGAUGGCUAGGGCCGUGCCGUAUUUUCACAACUGCGGCAUUGCGACAGAAGGGAUGCUCUGGAAUAUCAAGGAGGCCGUAGAGAGAGCCAGGGCGCAUCCUGACAACAUCGACGUCGAGAGCAACAAGAUGACCCUCGAGGAGCUGGCAUCGCUCCAGGAGGGACACGAGAAGAUGCGCAGUCUGUCUCUGGAAAUCUUCACGACACUCCCCUUGAGCGAAACCUUGCCGAAAAACUUUUGGGGUGGUGCCGUCGACGGGUCAUUGCGCGACUUCGCCGAAGGAAGUGGAUCACUGAGCCAAUUGAACUGUCUGAAAGGGUUGGGAUGUGCUUCUAGAAAAGGCAUGACGGAGGGGUGCUUGUUCACGGAAGAUGUGGUGGGGGGAGGUCAUUCGAUAGCGCCUUCGCACGACCGGCCGCGUGGUACAUGGGAUGAGAAGCUCAAGAGUGUCAGCAGGUUGUUGACAUGUGCCUAUCGCCUGGGACGCCCGGUUAGUCUCGUUGAAGCAUACAUCCCGCUUUCCGAGGGAGAAUGCAACAUCUUGGACGCACAUCACGGACAAUGGAAAGACAAUCUCGCCUUCAGCUUGAAAGGCUUGCACGUGGGCUUGGAAGAGAGCGUCGAUGUGAACGACAGCGAGCUUACAGGGGAAAAGUCAAAUGCACUGCGGGCUGGUCCAGGGAUUCUCCAAAAGCUACUGGGCACCGACAGCAGCACUGUGGCCGUCGAAAGAAUUGUCAGCGUUAAGGUCGAAAACUUCUUUCAGAAAGUGCGGAACAACAGGGCACACAUCGAGGCCAAAACCAGCGGUGGGGUGCGGAUGUUUAUGGAGGCACUGGACGUCAACGGGUGCCGGCGUAUCAUGGAGGCCAUCGAGAGAAUCGACCCCGGCAUCAUCGACUUCUUGUUGGAGCGCCUUGGUCGCGCGGAAAGGGCGUCCACCACAUGGGAUUCUAAUGCCAUCGGAGGAGAUCAUUUGUUCGGUACAACUCCCGAUGAAGUUGCUGAGGGCAAGAGGAGGGUGGAUGCCCUUGUUGAUGCGCUGGAAGUAGAAGGAAUCACCUCGAAGGAUUUCGUCGUCUUCAUGAUUCGGCUUCCAGAUGAAGGAAAGCAGACCCGAAAGGCCGAAAAGAAGGAGUCCGCGGUUUGCAUGGAACACGAAGUGGAAGGCGAGGAUGUUGUGAGGUGGAUGGCGGUGAUGGCACUCGUUGGGAGACGUUUCCUCGAGAAGGCCAACGGCGGCGAGGAGCUGAGCAAAUAUUUCACCGCGCUGGGUGUGGGUGGGCAAGCGCUUAGCCAGGGCGUAUUUGGCACAAUACUCACUGGUGUCGGAGGAGCGUUCUUUGGCUUGGAGAAUCUGGAUCUCAAUGGCUUUCGGACCGCACAGGACACGCUGGCCGUCGAGAUGAUCCUGGAACUGGGCUGGAGCCUAGACGACCAAGCAUUGAAAAAUUUGGCUAAGCAGCAGAGAACUUCUCUUGAGGCGACCGGACAAAUCACACAGGCUGAACGCGAGGGGUUGCAGGAGAUGGUGACAGCGAUCGGCGACGCCUUUCGGCGGGCGAAAGCUAGGGGUUCAAAAGACCCUGUAUACCACUACAUGACUUUGCCUAGAAACCAGGCUAGUUUGUGGUCUUUGGUAAGAAAACUUCGAAAGUUGGACGCGGUUGACUACCGACCGGGGGCAUGGUUCAAAGGAAGCGGAUUCGCCAAGAUGACAGAUGGCAAGCCAAUCGAGAAACUGAUCAUGCGGGUAGAGGACCAGGUCCCGGAUUUUAAAUGGACGUCGUGGCAGUCGUUUGGAAAGUAG
Molecule: messenger RNA, 2706 nt
Organism: Ectocarpus sp. CCAP 1310/34
Lineage: Eukaryota; Phaeophyceae; Ectocarpales; Ectocarpaceae
Source: the annotation of a GenBank genome assembly